GACGGGAUUAUUUUUAAAACGAAAACGGAAAAUCUCCGUGUGCGUGUGGACGUAGCCUUGAUAUGCCCAACCAUAUACCAGGAUUAACUGCGAGUGAAAGGUUGAAGAAAAGUGGUGGACGGUCGAAGUGAGGCGGUCCAGAAAUCUUCAAAAUAUGAGUCCGAGUGCUCUGUCAUGUGGAUGGUAAAGUUUUCCAAGGCCUAACAAGAAGAAAGUUUCCAUCGAAUGAAACUAAAAACUGAAAAUAAAUAGAGGAGCGCUCGGACCUUCCUCGGCAGCGCCGGCGUUGAGCAGAACAGACCCAUGCUGACACCUGGCAAAGGUGGACUUCUCCGUCACCACGGGCAACGAGCUGGCAUCCGGCUGCCGUGGCAACACCGUUCACCAUGUGAUCACUGGGACAGUUUUUCAGCUCUCAGUCAUGAAGAGGUGUGGACUGAUCCUCCUGCUGCUCUCAGGUUACGUGAUGGUCUGCCAUUUUCAGUCUGAUCAGUUAGUCAGACAGCUCCACCUCGUUGACCUGCAGAAGUCCUGGAACGACGCUCAGCAAUACUGCAGAGAUGAGUACGUUGACCUCGCCAUCGUUAACAGCUCAGCUCUCAUCCAGGAAGCCCAGAAAUGGGCGGGGAGCACAGAGGUGUGGAUUGGACUCUCCAAGAGCGGCUGGAAAUGGUCUCGCCUCGGUCCAGUUCAGUCAUCCUGGUUUAAUUCCUGGUCCCCGGGACAGCCAGGGACUGGGGAGUGUGUUACAAUAUCUAGUGAUGGAUCAUGGUCCACAAGACAGUGCUCAGAACAACAUAGCUUUUUCUGCUAUAAUGGCAUGAGUAGCAGUAUCAUCCUGGUGCCGACCUUGAUGACCUGGCCUGAUGCUCAGUCUUACUGCAGACAGACAUACAUAGACCUGAGCAGCAUGAUUGAUUCAAAUGUAAACACCAUGGCCGCUAACAUGUUGACAUCUUCUAAUCAGGCCUGGAUUGGACUGUAUAGAAAUUACUGGACGUGGUCAAACUUGAGCACAGCCUCAAACCUGCCGUGGGGGCCCGGGCAGCCUGAUGACACUCAAAACUGUGCCACAAUAGAUGCAUCAACGGGCUCCUUCUACAGUCAUAAUUGUAAUGAACAACGCCCUUUCCUCUGCUCAAGAGAUGUCAAAUCUUCUCGAGCCUCGAGGUCAGUGAAGGUUCAGCUGAGGGCAGGAUCUGCAGACCUGAACGACCCCACAGUGCAAGAAUCCAUCCUGCAGCAGGUGAGGGAGAAGCUGCUGGAGCAAGGGAUCAGAGAAGAGGUGAAGCUGAGGUGGAAGACGCAGCCUGAUGGGAAGAUUUUCCACAGAGAGGAGGAGACAGCCGGUUACUGUGAGAAGGAAUACUGUGGGUCGGUUUAGUCUGAACGUUAUUGGCUGAUUUUCCUCAGAUGAUCUGCUGUGUAAUUCAACUGAUUUCCAUCUCUAUACUCUGACUGCUGGACUGUAAUAGUGUAGCUUUGCAUGACUGAUAGUUGGAAAUAAUCCUUAUUUAUCCUAAGCUCAGAUCAAAGAGUGUCUGAUGAGCUGUUUUAUGCCUCUUUGUUUCUUCUGAUUGGUGCAGCUAAAGUUUGCAGGUGAGCAGGUCA
Molecule: messenger RNA, 1611 nt
Organism: Oreochromis aureus
Lineage: Eukaryota; Metazoa; Chordata; Actinopteri; Cichliformes; Cichlidae
Product: macrophage mannose receptor 1-like
Exons: 7
Coding region: 422-1384 (320 amino acids)
Source: RefSeq, a predicted model, not a curated record